Messenger RNA from Setaria italica (foxtail millet), 638 nucleotides. RefSeq lists its product as uncharacterized. The record is from RefSeq and is a predicted model, not a curated record. The coding region runs from base 19 to 393 and encodes 124 amino acids. Lineage: Eukaryota; Viridiplantae; Streptophyta; Magnoliopsida; Poales; Poaceae. The transcript is spliced from 2 exons.
UCGGCCAUCAAAAGAAAGAUGACUAGUGCUAAGGCACUAGGGGUGUCGUGCCUCCUGGUCGUCCUCGCCAUCUCUCCUUCCCCGGCACAGGCAUACCAGGUUCUGGACCUGAAAGCGAAAGUGUUGCACAAAUGCAUGAUGUACAUCGAGAAAACAGGUGAGCUGAUGCCUCAACGCUCGUCUCCCUGCUGUGACAAAGUGAGGAAAGCAGACGUCCAGGACAUCUGCAACAAACUUACAACUGCCGAGAAGGCGCGAAUCAAAAUCGAGAAGUGGGUUCAGGUCACAAGGAAAUGUGAGAAUCCAUUGCCCGUGGGGUUCAACUGCGCAGGUUACGUUGUUCCAGAGCCACCCUCGCCGCCGCUGCCACCUCCACCACGGAGCGCCUACUAGUUAAGCACUUGUUGGAGAGCUAGCAGGCUCAUUCGAGAAAUAUUUCGCAGCGUGUGUAAAUCCUGCAACUCAAAUUCCCUGCAAACACCCAAACUACUCCCAUAAUUUGGUUGACCCAGAUGUCCGGUGUUGUAAUAAAGAGUAACGAAGCCGAAACUUAUCUUUUGCAACCUUAUUCAAUGUAUAUGAUAAGAAUGACAACUCAUAGCUGCGAAGAUACUGAGAAUAACAAAUUCCAACCGCAA